Erythranthe guttata (spotted monkey flower) is the source of this 1142-nucleotide messenger RNA. The record is from RefSeq and is a predicted model, not a curated record. NCBI's taxonomy places the organism in Eukaryota, Viridiplantae, Streptophyta, Magnoliopsida, Lamiales, Phrymaceae.
AUGGGUCGGGAUGCCCCACUAUAUUUGGAAUGGGCACCUGGUAAUAUUCUCAGUGAAACUUCAGCUGUUGGUGAUAAUGAAGUUGUUGGUGGACAUGAUGUCAAGAGAGCUUUGCUAGAGCAACAAGUCGAAGAGACUACUGAUGCAGAUGUUGACCCUGAUAGAAUUGAGGUUAUUUUCUGGACUUAUCACAGCUCUUUGUAUGUUAAGAACCUGAACUUCAGAUCAUCUGAUGAGAAUUUGAAAACGCAUUUCGCGGAGCACAUGAAGGGAGGGAAUAUACUAAGUGUCAGGGUGAAGAAGCAUAUGAAGAACGGAAAAAAUGUUUCCAUGGGGUUUGGUUUCAUAGAGUUUGAUUCUAUUGAUACAGCAGUGACAGUUUGCAGGGACCUGCAGGGAACUGUAUUGGAUGGGCAUGCCCUCAUAUUACAACUCUGUCGUGCUAAAAAGGAUGCAGUAUUGCCUAAAAAAAUUGAAAAUGACAAGAGUUCUACAAAGUUGAUUGUAAGGAAUGUAGCUUUUGAGGCCACAGAAAAGGAUCUCAGACAGCUAUUCAGUCCAUUCGGACAGAUAAAGAGAUUAAGGUUGCCAAUGAGGAUUGGGAAACAUAGGGGUUUUGCAUUUAUAGAGUAUAUGACGAAACAGGAAGCUCGGAAUGCACUUGAAGCUCUUUCAACACCCAUCUCUACGGUCGUCACUUGUAGCUUCCUAACCCUUAGAUCUACAAUCCGUCCGAAGGGUUCCUCGAUCGGAUCAACGGUCGCAGAGAUAUCGGUGAAGGAAGAGAACUGGAAUUUCUGGACAACAGCUCUUCGAAGGUUGAAGUUCGAAGAUAUCAUCGGUUAUAUCGUUGGAAAAGGUGAAAUCGAACCCUUCCUCACAAAAGAAGGCGUUCAAAAAAAGAAACUUCUGAUAGAACUCCAAGAUCUCGAUGGUAAUAAGAUUAGAUGCAUGUUGUGGGAGAAAUGUGUUGAGCAAGUGAUUGAAACCGUACUAGAUAUUAAUGAAGGACCAUAUAUUGCCGUGUUACAAUACGCAACCGCGCAAAUGCGAUAUGGUGACAUUGAGGUCUCCAAUACUUUGCAUUCUUCCCGGUUUAUGAUAAAUGCAAACAUUGACGAAAUCAAUGACUACAAAUCAAG